AAUAUAACAGUCCACAACACAUUAACUGUAAUCACCGCCUAUCCAUUGAACCUACUUGUGCCGAGAGCCUAGAUACAUUUUCAACAAGUCUCAGGGAAGCAUUCGUCCAUUUCGUCCAUUGCCAGCUACAGUAAAGUGGAGGGUUCUUCUCAGCAUUAUGAGUAGCAUGUUUCAGGAGAUUGUUGCCUUUUUUUUCUCUACUGCUGGUUGGAUACUGGAGUCUUCUACCUUGCCGACUGACUACUGGAAGGUGUCUUCAGAUGAUGGAUCAGUCAUUACCACAGCUUCCUUCUGGUCGAAUCUUUGGAAGACCUGUGUGACUGAUUCAACGGGAGUAUCCAACUGCAAAGAAUUUAUCUCGAUGCUGGCACUGGAUGGUUACAUCAUAGCUUGCAGGGCACUCAUGAUUUCCGCCGUCAUUCUGGGCUUUUUCGGCUCUAUAUUUGCCCUCGUGGGAAUGAAGUGCACAAAAAUUGGAGGAUCUGACAAAAACAAAGCGAGGAUUGCCUGUUUUGCCGGUGUGCAUUUCAUUCUUAGUGGCCUGUGCUCACUCUCAUCCUGCUCCAUCUAUGCGCACCGGAUAACAUCAGAAUUUUUUGAUCCAAUGUUUAUCUCGCAAAAGUAUGAACUUGGAGCUGCUCUCUUUAUCGGCUGGGGUGGAUCUGUCCUCUGUAUUCUCGGGGGCACCAUGUUAUGCUUCUCCAUUGCAGGUUCUUUUACCAGUAGCAAAAGAGAGGUAAACUAUAUCUACAGAGGCGCUGCCUCACAUUCUCGUAUCUCCUCCUACCCAAAAGGGCAAGCGAAGUCUGUAAAUCAGAGGCCAACUCCAGACAACAGCACCUCCUCCAGGAUCCAGCACUUUGAUAAGAAUGUUUAUGUGUGACAAAUGUGAAUACACUUUUGGUUAAAGCCACGGGUGGGUACUAGAAGAUAUAUUAAUUGUUAAUUAUAGCACACUUUAUAACAGCUGAAUGUACUGAUAUUGAUUCAUAUGUCACCAGGAAAUCAGUGUCAAAUCCUUACAUGUUUUUUGAAGGUGGAUCUUUUUAUGAUACAGUUUACUCUCUGGAGUUGGGGGAAUCAAUAAAUCAAAAACAUUUGGCCCAAAACGGGGAUUUCUAAUCAAAUGCUUGCAUCAUUUUCUAUUUUUGGAGCUUUUUUUUAUGGCGAUGAGCACGUUCUGUUUAUGUACAAAAUUGGUUUUGUUGUCUUUAGCUGUAUGUAGCUUCUGCGUGUCUGUCAUUAAUCUGUAAUGACAGCAAUUAAAAUGAUGACAGACACCCAUUUUAUCUUGUUGAAUAUGACGUAACCAUAAACAACUUUUGUAAUGUGCAAACUUGUAGAGGGUAAAAAAACAUGGUGAAAUGUUUAGUGAAUUAUGAGCAUUCUUUGUUCCUUAGCACAUAGCUCUGUUUAGUUAAAACAUGUUAAAGUAAAUACAACUAAGUUGCAGCAAAUUCUGUGUCUGUGGGUU
This is a messenger RNA of Oreochromis aureus, 1474 nucleotides long. RefSeq names its product claudin-10-like. The record is from RefSeq and is a predicted model, not a curated record. NCBI's taxonomy places the organism in Eukaryota, Metazoa, Chordata, Actinopteri, Cichliformes, Cichlidae. Gene Ontology annotation, cellular component: bicellular tight junction; plasma membrane. Bases 158 to 883 code for a protein of 241 amino acids. The transcript has 5 exons. Gene Ontology annotation, molecular function: structural molecule activity. Gene Ontology annotation, biological process: bicellular tight junction assembly; cell adhesion.